ACAUUUUUCACAACCACAAGCCCGCAGCCGCAACAGCCAAGUACAGUAACCAGUGUACGCCACCCCGGCCCUGCCGACCUUGGAUGCGCCCCGCCGCACGCCAUGGCAUCCGCCGUCGCCACUAGCUCGCCGGCCGCAAUGUCCUACGGCUGGCUCGGCCCGCGCCUCUCCUUCGGCCGCGACUCUGCUUCCCCGGCUGCCUCUUCAACGGCGGCGGCGGAUCACGGGCUGGCGACCGCGUGCAAGGCGGAGCAGGCCGCCGCGGUGUCCAAGGAGUUCAUCGACUUCGAGUUCAGCUUCGGCGGGUCGGGCACCAUGCUCCCCGCCGACGAGCUGUUCGCCGACGGCAAGCUGCUGCCGCUCCGCCCGCAGCCAGUGGCGGAGGCGGCGCCGGAUGCGGAGCGGGAGCCGCAGAGCGCGCCUGCAGCAGCGGAGAUCCCGGCGACGCCUGAGCUGGUGAGGACGCUCCGGCCCUCGAUGCCGGAGGCGUUCGACCCGUACGUGUUCUCCCCCAAGGCGCCGACGUGCUCGAGCCGCUGGCGGGAGCUGCUCAGGCUCAGGAAGGUGCAGACCCCGCAGAAGCCGCCAGCGUCGCCGUCUACUUCGCCUUCUCCGUCGCAGGUGCCGGCGACCCCGUCCAGAGCGUCGAACUCCUCGGCGGCCAGGUCCCUGAAGCUGCUGCUCCUGCAACGGAACGGCGGCGGCCGCGCGUCCGACCUCUCCGCGGCGCCGCUCCUCCGCGACAGCUCCGACUCGGAGACGUCCCUCUCCCUGGCCUCCUCCCGCUUCUCCAUGUCCUCCUCGUCCUCCUCCUCCGCGCACGACCACGACGACUUCCCGCGCCACUCCGUCGACUCGGUGGACCUCGCCCCGAAGCCGCGCAUCCGGCUCGUCCGCUCCCAACCGCAGCAGCGCCAUUGCCACCCGCCCGCCCCCGCCCCCGCCUCCGCGCCACCCCGAGCCUCGCACAGCAGCUCCGCCCCGCCACGUGCCAUGCACAGCCCCGCGCGUCGCCGCCCCGCCACCCCGCCACCGCCUUCCGUGGCCUCCGUCGACUCCCCGCGCAUGAACUCCUCCGGCAAGAUCGUGUUCCAGGGCCUCGAGCGCAGCUCCAGCUCCCCCGCUGGCAGCGCCCACUCCAGCCUCCGGUCCCGGUCGCGCGUGAUGGACCGGUCCUACUCCACGCCGGUGGUGCUCAACGUGCCCGUGUGCUCGCGGCCGUCGUUCGGGUUCUUCAAGGACAAGAAGGACGUGGCGGCCAAGGACGCGGCGGCGGCGAGGCUGCGGUCGUCGCUCGGCCGGAAGACCGCCCAUCCCGCCGGAAACAGCAGCGUGAGUUGCAGAGAUCUUGUCUCCAGCAAAUGAAAUUAACCCUGUUUUGACUAGGCUAGGCGUAGCGUAGGGACUAGGCAGUAGCCUCUAGGAUUCGGUGGUAGACUGGUACUACUCCUAUUUUCCUUUAUCGAAAGAACAGUUUGAGAUAGCUAGUUUGGAUUUGAGUUGAACAAGAGAUCCAGAAAUCGAAAGAGAAACAAUCAGAUUAUGAGAGGAUGAUACUAGCAUAUUAUUUUUGUGGUGGUUGUUGUUAGGAUCUGGCUAGGUAGAUUCCCCACAACCAUUCAUCUUGCUCCUGCCCUGUAAAUUUUGUCUAAUGUUUUUUGCUAUCCAAUCAACUCUCAGAUUUGAUUC
Molecule: messenger RNA, 1689 nt
Organism: Lolium perenne
Lineage: Eukaryota; Viridiplantae; Streptophyta; Magnoliopsida; Poales; Poaceae
Source: RefSeq, a predicted model, not a curated record